Molecule: messenger RNA, 2695 nt
Organism: Salvelinus fontinalis (brook trout)
Lineage: Eukaryota; Metazoa; Chordata; Actinopteri; Salmoniformes; Salmonidae
Product: transcription factor 24-like
Exons: 2
Coding region: 1-585 (194 amino acids)
Biological process (GO): developmental process; regulation of transcription by RNA polymerase II
Molecular function (GO): DNA-binding transcription factor activity, RNA polymerase II-specific; RNA polymerase II transcription regulatory region sequence-specific DNA binding; protein dimerization activity
Source: RefSeq, a predicted model, not a curated record
AUGUUACCCGUCAGGUUUAUAAGUGCUCCCUAUAUGGUUGGAAGACAGACGAUCCGCAUGGAUAGUGGAAAUGGCCCAGUGACAGUUAUGGAUGAGAGUCCCACAUCUAGCCCCAGCUCCAGCCCCAGUCCUGACAUGCUGACCACCGACAGUCGACGUCCGGAGGCCCUGCAGCACUCCAGGGUGGUCCAGGCCGGUGGGCUCGGUGGCAGAGGGCGACCGGCAGCGGCCAACGCAGCACGGGAGAGGAGUCGAGUGCAGACCCUGAGAAGCGCAUUCCUGGAGCUACAGAGGACUCUUCCGUCGGUGCCACCGGACACAAAACUGUCCAAGCUCGACGUGUUGAUUUUGGCCACCACGUAUAUUGCCCAUCUGACUCGGACCUUGCAAGAGGAGGGGAUGGAGGAGGGAGAGAGCAAUAGACAAACAGAGGCCUUACACUCGCUGAAAGGUGAAGGUUACCUGCACCCUGUGAAAAAGUGGCCAAUGCGAUCCAGGUUAUACGUCGGCGCCAGCGGUCAGUUUCUGAACAAUUCAAAACAGACAGAAAAUCAAGGCGCAUCAUCGUCGACCUCGCAGACAUAAAUGUAUCCACUGCAUAAGGGACUUCUAAUUCAGACGACCAUUAAUUAGUAAGACUCUUUCAGCUAAAUCCACCCAUGAGGACUUAUGAAAUGGACAGCAGAUUCGUCGUCUGACAGUGCUUAUUAUUUUUAUUUAUCAAACAACUGAAGUCUGCUUUUGACUUCAGUAUUUUCAUGUAAAGGAGACAGUCACGACUCUUUCAAUAGUAGGAACACAUUGUAAAUUAAUAUAUUAUGUGAUUAUGUAUAUAAAAUCUGAGAAAGCCUGAAUAUUGUUGCUCUUAUUUUGGCCAUGCUGUGUUUCUGCUCUGCUUUCUGCUGUUCUGUGCAUGUUGGAGAUAUUAACGUGUGUAUACUUUUUAGAAAUUCCGUGUCUGAUGUAAUGAACAUUUGCACUAAAUGCAUGUGUGAAUAACUUAACAUCUGUCAUGUGAAGUGAUCUGUCAGAAUCUCAACAAUGGUAGGAGAAUCUUCAUCUUUUUUUAUUACGUAAAUGUUUGUAAAUGUGUAUUUUGAUAAUGACUUUAGAAAUAAGACAUGUCUCCCACUCCAUUGGUUGUAAAUAAGUUUACUGAGAUGUAUUUGUUCUAAGUGGCCUAAAUAAUCAUGUUCUGUAAUUUAAGACAAGAUUUAUCUCUUAAAACAAUCAAGAGGGAUUCCAUUUUAUUAUUUGCCUUAAAAGGGAAUUAUGAGUUGACAUUCUUUGGAAAUAUGCCAUUUUUUUUCAUGUAUGUGCAGUCAGAUAUAUAUUUUACACAAAUGCACAAUUUUGCAACCACAACAAACUCCUCAUUACAAUAAAUGUUAAUGUAUUUCAAGGCACAUAUUGUGGAAUGUAUUAUAGGCCCUAGCCUAUUCAAAAUGGUAGUGACUCUUUCAGUGUGGUGUAUAGUGUGUCUAGAUGCCGUGUUCAAAACAAUGGGAACUGGGAACUCGGAAAUCUCUGAAUUCCGACUAUCAGUGUGUUCAAAACAACUGGGAACUCGGAAAAACAACUAGCUCUGACUGAGAAAUCGAUUUGAACGUCAUCUAACUCCGAAUUCCAACUCGGGAAGUCGGGCCUCUUCUAGAGCUCGGACUUCCCGACCUGAAGAGCACUGAAGUCAUGAUUUGACCUCCCAGUUGUUUUGAACUCGGCAAGAGGCCACUUCUAUUAAAGGGAAAGUUCGGAUUUUGUGCAAUUAAUUAAAAAAUAUAUAUCUACUUCCCGAGAGUCAGAUGAACUGGAUAUAAUUUUUAUGUCUCUGUGUUCAGUUUUAAGUAAGCUGCCAACUACCGUUAGCGCAAUUGCUAACUACUGAAAGUCUAUGGGAACAGCUAGUGUGGGAAAUCGAUAAAGGGCCUCAUUGCCAAAAUCCCAAACUAUCCCGUUAAACUAUAGCAUAACUUUUGAGAUAAUUCUAGCUUUAUGAAGUUUAAAUCGAAUGGUCAGAGAUCAAUUUAGAAAGUGCACUUUUAUGUAGGCUACUCAGACACUGUUACACUGCUGAAAUGUGCAAAUUGGAGACUUAGCAUAAUAUUCAAAGAAAAACUGAUAGUUAUGGUUUUAAAGGCCCAGUGCAGAAAAACAAUUGAUUUCCCUGUGUUUUAAAUACAUUCAGUGGCCAAUUUAUUAGGUACACCCAUCUAUACUAAACAAAAAUAUAAACACAACAUGUAAAGUGUUGGCCCCAUGUUUCAUGAGCUGAAAUAAAAGAUCCCAGAAAAUUUUCAUACGCACAAAAAGUAUAUUCCUCUCAAAUUUUGUGCACCAAUUUGUUUACAUCCCUGUUAGUGAGCGUUUCUCUUUUGCCAAGAUAAUCUAUCCACCUGACAGAAGUGGCAUAUCAAGAAGCUGAUUAAACAGCAUGCACAUUACACAGGUGCACCUUGUGCUUGGACUUUUUUUUUAAUGCAGUUGUCACAACACAAUGCCACAGAUGUCUCAAGUUUUGAGGGAGCGUGCAAUUGGCAUGUAGACUGCAGGAAUGUCCACCAGAACUGUUGCCAGAGAAUGUAAUGUUAAUUUCUCUACCAUAAACCGCCUCCAAUGUCAUUUUAGAGAAUUUGGCAGUAUGUACAACCACAGACCAUGUGUAACCACGCCAGCCCAGGACCUCCACAUUCAGUUU